Messenger RNA from Anguilla rostrata (American eel), 574 nucleotides. Its product is annotated as protein kinase C delta type-like. Gene Ontology annotation, cellular component: cytoplasm; nucleus. Gene Ontology annotation, molecular function: protein serine/threonine kinase activity; ATP binding. The record is from RefSeq and is a predicted model, not a curated record. The coding region runs from base 1 to 477 and encodes 158 amino acids. The transcript has 4 exons. Lineage: Eukaryota; Metazoa; Chordata; Actinopteri; Anguilliformes; Anguillidae. Gene Ontology annotation, biological process: protein phosphorylation.
AUGGGGCUCUCGAUCUUCCAGGGAAAGGAGUACUCUUUUCCUGUGGACUGGUGGUCACUUGGGGUCCUUGUCUUUGAAAUGUUGACUGGUGAUUCCCCCUUUCAAGGGGACAAUGAAGAUGAGCUCUCCACAUCUGUCUGCACAGACACAAUUGAGUAUCCCAGCUGGCUAAACCAGGAGUCGAAGGACCUGCUUGAGAAGCUUCUGGAGAGGGACCCCACUCACAGGCUGGGUGUGGCUGGAGACAUCCGGGCUCACCCCUUCUUUGAAGUCAUUGACUGGCCUACUCUUGAAAAGAGGGAGAUGGAACCCCCCUUCAAACCAAAAAUCACGGGUGAUCCUGAAGAAGACCUAUUGGACCUGGAGUUCCUGAGCAAGGUGUCCUUUCUCUCAGACAGGGACACUGGCUCUGUUGUCCCUGAUGACCAGUUGGCCUUUGCUGAUUUUUCCUUCAUUAACCCUAAGUGGGGUGGUUAAAUUUAAUUACCAAAAGGUCAUAAAGUAUUGUGACUGAUGAAUUAAAAUAGUGUUAAUUCAACUUAAAUAUACAUAGUGUUUUGUUAUUGUGAAGAGU